Anarrhichthys ocellatus (wolf-eel) is the source of this 2570-nucleotide messenger RNA. Its product is annotated as 14-3-3 protein epsilon. Lineage: Eukaryota; Metazoa; Chordata; Actinopteri; Perciformes; Anarhichadidae. Bases 148 to 870 code for a protein of 240 amino acids. The transcript has 6 exons. The record is from RefSeq and is a predicted model, not a curated record.
AGCGUCGCCAUCUUUACGCCAGUGUGCUACCUACCGGUGGGUUGUUCAGUUCAGCGGAGCAACGGUGCUGUUGCUGAUCCACCACCGAGCAGCUAGAUAAUCCUCACUUUCCACUGGGACGAGCAGCCCAAACAACAUCCGAGCACCAUGGCGGAUAGAGAGAACUUAGUAUACCAGGCGAAACUCGCCGAGCAAGCGGAGAGAUACGACGAAAUGGUGGAGUCGAUGAAGAACGUGGCCAGCAUGGACGUGGAGCUGACGGUGGAGGAGAGGAACCUGCUGUCGGUAGCGUACAAGAACGUGAUCGGGGCCAGAAGAGCGUCCUGGAGGAUAAUCAGCAGCCUGGAGCAGAAAGAAGAAAACAAAGGCGGAGAAGACAAACUAAAGAUGAUCCGGGAAUACAGAAAAACGGUCGAGAAAGAGCUGAAAUCAAUCUGCAACGACAUUCUGGAUGUACUGGACAAGCACCUCAUCUUAGCUGCAGUCACAGGAGAAUCUAAGGUUUUCUACUACAAAAUGAAGGGAGAUUACCACAGGUACCUGGCAGAGUUUGCCACAGGCAACGACAGGAAAGAGGCAGCCGAGAACAGUCUGGUUGCGUACAAAGCUGCUAGCGACAUCGCCAUGAUCGAACUCCCUCCAACGCACCCCAUUCGUCUGGGACUGGCCCUUAACUUUUCUGUUUUCUAUUAUGAAAUCCUCAACUCGCCAGACCGUGCUUGCAAGUUGGCGAAGGAAGCGUUCGACAAUGCCAUCGCAGAACUGGAUACGCUGAGCGAGGAAAGCUAUAAGGACUCAACACUUAUCAUGCAGUUGCUACGUGACAACUUGACACUAUGGACCUCAGACGUGCAGGGAGAUGAUUCUUAAGGACAGCCCUCUUCCCUCACUCUUCCAUUAUACAAGUCUAAUUUGUAAGUCAUUCCUUCUGCCUGUCUUUGUCUGUUUCACCUCGAGCUGUCUCUCCUGUCUCACCACCCUGGCAUCCCUCACUAACCACCUCACAUUAUAAAGGAAUGUUUUUUGGGUGAGAGGAGAUUAUCUCCUCUCCUGCCCUAUCUGCCCACAGCUCUGAAGGAUUACCUGCUGCUUUUUCACCUGUUAUCCACCUAUUUCUGCACGAGUGGAACUCGAGUGCUGUGUGCUUUUAGUGUUGUCGGAGUGUCCGCGAGUCGCUAAAAGUUGAAAUAAUGCUAGGUUGCGUUUUGUUUGAAUAGUACUGUCCACUAGAUUUCAUUUCCCAGCUCCUCUUAUCUUCUGUUACUCAAUGUAGUCUCUCAUUGAGGUUUUAUUUCUCCCUCUUUUUUUUCCACAAUUUUCUCUCAACACGCUUCCAGUGUAAGUAAUGGGGGGGGGGGGGUACAAAACUAAAAGCUAAUACGAGGGGGGGAGCCACAAUCCUCUGUAGCUCUGUAUCGCGCUACAUUCUUAAGAUUGUGAUUCCGGCCUUGGAACACAGACUGAAAGAACUUGCGGGCGCCUUCGCCGUGCUCGUCCGUCUCACUGAACACAGCCCGUUGGGGCGGUGCAGCAGUAAGCCCGUGAACGCAGCGCUCUGGAGUGUGAUGUAACGGAUAAACUGCAGUAACAGCGUGCGAGGCCGCGGCUCUGUCUCCCGCGGCUUUCUCACAUCCCGGUUAGCCGUGUUGCUAAUGAGCACUGUUGCAGUUUCUGUUCUAAUCAUGAUGGAUUCUCGAGCCUUUUGUUAUUCAUGCCUCUUAAUUCUUCAUUACACGGAUGGCUGUGCUGUCUCUAUGGUAACCUUUCUCAGCAACCAGUCGUACAGGUUCACAAGGCAUUUCCCUCGCUCGGUACGUCUGACCGCGGCUUGUUGUGAAGGCACUGUGGACUAACUGGCUCACUCGACUGCAUGUUGACACGAUCGGCGCUUAACACUGUGGUCUACUUCUACGUGUUGGGAUUGUUUGUUGCAUGGUUGACCAAUCCACACACUUCUGAUGGAACGAUUGUGUUUCAGGGAUUUCAGUUUGACUCUUCAAAAAGCACCAAAUAAGCACGCAGACCUUUCCCUCGUUGUAUUCCUUUACGCUUUCUAAUAACGGCACGGCAAACAACGUCUUUGUGCCAAAACAAACUGCAUAUCCUGUUCAUGAGAGAGGACAAUAUGAUCUGCUUAAUGCUGAACUGGUAACCCGGUUGGCAACAAGUUUGUACUUAAUACUAAAACUUUAUGCUAUUAAGCAAUGCAAUACAUUAAUGUAUUUUACUGUUUUGUAGUGACGGGAAAAUUUAGCAAGCCCCUGUUUAGUUUUUAUGCCUUUUUAAUUCAGCUAUUGAUUAAAUGUUAAUGACAAUAACAUAAUGCUAAUAACAAUAGAAAUGAAUCAUUCGUCAAUAACAAGCCGUGUGUUGUUAUGGAUAGAGAAUACAAUAAUCUCAGCCGGAUCUGUGAACUAGUCUUCCUCCUGGUCGACCUCAUGGAAGCGAAACACCCAGCAGGGAGGAGCUGCCUCUGGCUGGCCUGUUCAUCAGAACGGCCACAUUUAAUUAAGCCGCCUUUUAAAGAGAAUCUCUCAUUGAGUGUGCAGAGAUGACAUUGUGUUAUGUUC